Molecule: messenger RNA, 5922 nt
Organism: Mollisia scopiformis
Lineage: Eukaryota; Fungi; Ascomycota; Leotiomycetes; Helotiales; Mollisiaceae
Product: ketoacyl-synt-domain-containing protein
Exons: 8
Coding region: 1-5922 (1973 amino acids)
Biological process (GO): fatty acid biosynthetic process; secondary metabolite biosynthetic process
Molecular function (GO): fatty acid synthase activity; 3-oxoacyl-[acyl-carrier-protein] synthase activity
Source: RefSeq, a predicted model, not a curated record
AUGGGAAGUCAAGGGACCCAAGCUGUUCAUUGCUUUCCACGAGAACCCAUAGCAAUAGUGGGCAGCAGUUUCCGUUUCCCUGGUGGCGCAACUUCUCCUUCCAAGCUCUGGGAUCUCCUCGAAAGACCCAGAGAUGUGUUGCAGGAAAUUCCAGAGAGUCGUUUUAGCACGAAGACAUUUUACCAUCAAGAUGGCCAGCACCAUGGAAGCAUGAACGUUAAGCACGCUUAUCUUCUCGACGAAGAUCCCCGCGCAUUCGAUCGAGACUUCUUCUCCAUCAACCCCAAAGAAGCCGAGGCCAUGGAUCCCCAACAACGGGUACUUCUCGAAACCGUAUACGAGGGCGUUGAGUCAGCCGGGUACUCAAUGCAACAGCUCCGUGGAUCACGUACCGCCGUGUUGGUAGGAUGCAUGAGCUACGACUACCAUUUCAUGGCCAUCCGGGGCAUUGACAGUCUGCCUCGGUAUCAUGCUACUGGCACCGCGGCCUCAAUCCUAGCCAAUCGUAUAUCAUACUUCUUCGACUGGAGAGGGCCUUCUGCAACCAUCGACACAGCUUGUUCGUCCAGUCUUGUAGCCUUGCACCAAGCAGUAUCUGCAUUGUGGAAUGGAGAGGUGGACAUGGCUGUUGCAGCAGGGUCAAAUCUCAUACUUGGGCCGGAGCCGUUCGUUAGCGAAUCCAAGCUGAACAUGCUAUCACCCAACGGAAGAUCGUUCAUGUGGGAUGCUUCCGCGGAUGGGUAUACUCGAGGCGAGGGAUUCUGUGCGGUCUUUCUCAAGACUCUCAGCAGGGCCCUCGCCGACGGUGACCACAUCGAAAGCAUCGUUCGCGAAACGGGCGUGAACUCUGAUGGCAAAACUCCAGGCAUAACAAUGCCCAGCUCCGAAUCGCAGGCACAGCUGAUCCUUGACACAUACGCAAGAUGUGGGCUUGAUCCGACUCUUGAAUCCGACCGUCCUCAAUACUUCGAGGCUCAUGGUACGGGCACGCCAGCGGGUGACCCUAUCGAGGCCAGAGCCAUCCAAACGGUUUUCUUCCCCGACGGAGAGACCGGCAGACUCAUGGUCGGCAGCAUUAAGACGGUCAUCGGACACACAGAAGGUACUGCUGGAGUCGCUGGCGUAUUGAAAGUGUCCCUGGCAGUCCAGCACGGCGUAAUCCCUGCAAACCUUCAUUUCAAGAAUCUCAAUCCCAAAAUCCGGCCAUAUUACACCAAUUUGCAGAUUCCCUCAUCGACAACGCCCUGGCCGCCUGUUUCGCAAGGAUCGCCGCGCCGAGUCAGUGUCAACAGUUUCGGCUUUGGUGGCACCAAUGCCCACGCUAUAAUUGAAAGCUGGGAUAGCCACGGCGUUCUAUCCAACGGCCAUACCGCUGGCAAUCAAGCGCUGACCAGUGUUCCAGCGAAUGGACCCUUUCCAACUUACAACGCUGGACCGUUCCUACUGUCGGCCAGCUCAGGCCAGGCUUUGGCGUCAAGCGCUGAAGCCAUGAUCAGCUAUCUCCGCGCAAAUCCUGAUGUGAACCUUGACCGAUUGGGCUACAGUCUCAUGAAGAGGACAGCCUUCCCUUUUCGAGUAGCCUUCUCCGCCACCUCUACCGAGAAGCUCGCUGACAAGAUUGAGGCGAGCAAGGAUUCUCUUCAGAAUGCCUCGCGUGCCAUGGCCAUUCCCGAGACAUUGCCUCUCCGAAUCUUGGGGGUUUUCACCGGCCAGGGAGCUCAGUGGGCAACGAUGGGCGCAGAGCUGUAUGGCGCUUCAGACGUGUUCCGUCGCGCUAUAGACAAGAUGCAGCAGAGUCUCGACUCGCUGCCUGCUGAAGAUCGUCCCAACUGGUCCCUUGUCGACCAACUGCAAGCAGCGCCGGCGAGUUCGCGCGUUGGGGAAGCUGCUAUUUCACAACCUCUAUGUACUGCUCUUCAGGUUGCUUUGGUUGAUACACUGCAUGCCGCAAGCAUCCAUUUCGACGCCGUCAUCGGGCACUCGUCUGGCGAGAUAGCCGCUGCGUACGCCGCCGGGUAUCUCAAUGCGUUUGAUGCGAUCCGCGUUGCACACUACAGAGGUGUCCAUUCCGUCCUUGCUCAGGGCGAGUUUGGUGAAGCGCUUGCUGUUGCCGCAAGCAAUUCCCAGACGAGCUGUACGAUCGCUGGGGACGCGGAAGCCAUUGAAGAGGCUUUUGCUCGACUCCAAGAGCGUGGAAUCUUUGCACGCAUGCUGCAGUCGUGCGCCAACCCAUAUCUUGAUUCCAUGAGGCGGUGUCGAGUCAAGCUCCAGAAAGGUUACAAGCAGUGCCGGUGGUACUCGAGCGUCUGGGGAUCCGAUGGACGCAGCCGAUCAUUCGACCAGGCGGAUGGCCGACUUCUCGAGGGUCCGUACUGGCUGGAUAACAUGACGCAGACGGUGCUCUUCAGCCAAGCACUCACCAGGGCACUCAGCGAGGACCAGUGCUUUGACGCCAUCCUCGAAGUCGAACCUCACCCAGCCCUCAAAGGGCCAUGCUCGGAAACAAUCAAGAUGCUAACGGGCCUCUCCAUUCCUUACUCGGGCCUCCUGAAACGGGGGGAGAGUGCCGUAGAAUCGUUGGCGGAUGCCAUGGGCUUCCUCUGGAAAUCAUUCGCUUCGCAACGCGAGAUUCUCCUAGCUGCUGCUGGCUACUUGUCAAUGGCAUACGAGGCCGUCAUCCGCCUGGUUGACGACCAGCAGCAAGUGCGUCUCGUAGAACUUCACGACCUCGACAUUGUGCGUGCGAUGCGGGUCCAAGAAGAUUCUUCCGGUCUUGAAGUCGUUUUCACUCUUCGCGUUACUACUCAGACAAACGACUGCAUUAGUGCCGAGCUCUCAUGCUACACCGGUGCUGUCGACGCCGUGCAGCCUUUGGGUGUCCCUCAAACUGACAUGACAGUCCACUUCACGGGACGCGCGCGGCUCUGGCUCGGCCAACCCAUGGAAGACGUUCUGCCUUUUCGAAAGCAACCCGUGCUGACCAUGGAAACCCUGGAUAUGGGACACCUGUACUCAAAUCUGUCGAAAGAGGGAUUCAACUACACCGACCUUUUUCAAGCGAAGGCCAUGCGUCGACGGCUUAAUAGCGCAGUGGUGACCCUUUCUUCGCCCCCUGAGCACACCCAGAUCCGCAACAGCAUGCAUCCAGCACCUCUUGACACUGCCUUCCAUGGUCUCUUCGCCGGCUUCUCAUACCCGGGCGACGGCCGCAUCGGUAGCAUCUACUUGCCAACGCGGGUGGACUACGUACGAAUCAGCAUGAUGCAGUCCGAGUCGCAGGAUCCUGUCCUUAAAGCGGAUGCCACCGUGACUUCGACGGACAAGAACAUUGUGGUCGGGGAUUUGGACCUGUUUGAUGCAGCGACUUUGCGAACAGAAGUGCAGCUACGCGGAGUUCACCUUACACCUGUUGGUAACCACCGGGACCCUUGGUUAUAUGCCAGCCCAACGUGGAUACGAGAUGCCGAGUAUGGGAUUCCGCCCAGCAAAGCAGUCAAGAUUUCGGAUGCGGAGUUGGUCCUGUACGAACAGCUCACACGUACGGCAUACUUCUACUUACGCCGACUACGCAAGAUGAUACUGAAACAAGAAUUGCUGAUAAUGAGCAAGUACCGGAAACACAUGAUGACCUGGAUUCUUGACCAUUUGUUACCCCAAAUUGAAGCUGGGGAGCAUCCGGAGAUUCGGCCUGAAUGGAAAGACGAUACUCUCGAGAUGGUGCAGGAAUGGCGUGCGAGCCAGCCAGCAGACAACAACGACAUGAACAUUCUCCACGCCAUGGGGAAGAACCUUGUCAGCGUUGUUCGUGGAAUCACACAGCCGCUCAAAGUGCUUAUGCAGGAUAGUCUGCUCGAUCGUCUGUAUGUGGAAGGGAUUGGCUUCAAGCACGGCAACGCGGAUCUGGGUACUCUGGUAAAACAGCUCACACAUCGACAACCUCGCAUGCGCAUGGUUGAAGUUGGCGCUGGUACGGGCGGUACCACGCGCACUGUCUUAGAUGCAAUAGGAAACCAUUAUUUAUCCUACACAUAUACAGACAUUUCAACCGGAUUUUUCGAAAAUGCUCGGACUGUGUUCAGUCAACAUAGCGGUAAACUCAACUUCAAGACGCUCAAUAUCGAAAACAGUCCUGAAGACCAAGGCUUCACCACCGGAUCGUACGACAUGGUCAUUUCUUCAAACUGUUUGCACGCCACACGGAGGCUAGAGGAGACUCUGCGUAACUGUCGGCAGCUCCUUCGACCGGGUGGAAAGUUGGUCUUGAUAGAGAUUACCCGAGACUUCUUACCUCUGCAACUGAUAAUGUCGACGCUUUCGGGGUGGUUCUUCGGCAUUAAAGAUGGGCGUGUCUGGGCUCCAACGGUCAACCUCCAGCGAUGGGACGAGCUAUUGAGAGCUACCGGGUUCUCUGGCGUUGAUGUAAGCUCGACACCAUCUUUUGCCUCUGUCAUCAUGGCAGAGGAAGUCGACCAAACAUUUCAACUCAUCCGUGACCCCUUUUCUAUCUCGCUAGAGGCCAUACCGGCGAUGGGGGACAUCAUCAUUGUCGGCGGUGGUGCCAGUACCAAACUCCCAUCCCAUGUCCAGGCGGUUUUAUUGGCCGCGGUUCCUUCGAAAACUGUAACUUUACACCCUGGCCUUGAAGGGAUCCACGUUCCAAAAGGGGCUGUUGUGCUCUCUCUUUGCGAUCUGGACUGCCCAGUCUUCCGUGACAUGGAUGAAAAAAGAUUCAAAGGACUGCAGAACGUUAUGGAAAUAGCAGAUGCAGUUUUGUGGGUGUCAUCGAGUGCACGAAGGGGCGAGAAUCCCGAUAAGACGUACCUUCUUUGCGGUAUGACGGGGGAUUUGGGUAUCUCGGUAUGCCUUUGGAUGAUAGAGAACGGCGCUCGAAAUAUGGUUCUGACCAGUCGAAAUCCCAAUGUAAGCCCUGAUGUUCUCGACUAUAUGAGUAGCAAAGGAGCUCUUGUGCGCCCUAUGGCUGUCGAUAUAACAAACAUGGACUCGCUACGCGCUGCCUACGCUGAUAUCAAAUCCAACAUGCCUCGUAUCGGAGGCGUGAUGAAUGCCGCCAUGGUUCUUCGUGAUCGCUUCUUCCACCACAUGUCUUGGGAUGACUUUGCAGCUGUGUUUGCACCAAAGGUGGCGGGAUCCAAGAACCUCGACGACAUGUUUGGAACGGAGCCGUUGGACUUCUUCAUCUGCUUCUCAUCCACGACAUCUAUCGUUGGUAGCUUCGGCCAGUCCGCUUACGCGGCUGCAAACCAUUAUAUGGCACGUCUGAUCAAGUCGCGUCUACGUCGUGGCUUGGCUGGAUCCGUCAUUCACAUUUCCAUUUUGACGGGCUUUGGAUACAUCUUCCGGCGCGAUGCUGAGCAUGCCGACACCAUUCACAAAGCAAUCCUUCCGCGGAUGGAAAGACAGUCGGAGACCGACCUACACGAGAUGCUGGCGGAGGCUAUUGUAUGCGGGCGUCCAGGUUCCGGUCAGCCGUCUGAGCUCAUCACAGGCAUUAGGACAGUAUUUCAAGAGGAUUGGCGUGAGGACCCUCGCUUAUCCUGCUACAUGGGUCAGCAGAAGCUGGAGGAUGAUUCUGAUCGAGGACAAGCUGGCAAUACGAUCAGUGUCAAAGAGCAGCUCACCGGGGCUGAGAAUCCUGCUGAGUGCCUGGCUGUAUUGGUGAAGUGUUUCUUGCUCGCUUUGGGCAACAUGCUCGAGAUCGAUCCUGCACAUGUUAACAGCAACGCAUCGGUGGCAAUUCUGGGCAUCGACUCACUUAUCGCGAUCCGCAUUCGGGAGUGGUUCCUCAGGGAGAUCGGCGUUGAUGUGCCAGUGCUCAAGGUGAUGUCGGACACGUAUUCGAUCUUUCGCAUGUGUGAUGACGCUCUCGUGGAUUGGCGGAGGGCUAGCAAAACUUCCAAGUAG